Molecule: messenger RNA, 2646 nt
Organism: Zygotorulaspora mrakii
Lineage: Eukaryota; Fungi; Ascomycota; Saccharomycetes; Saccharomycetales; Saccharomycetaceae
Gene: RNR3
Product: ribonucleotide-diphosphate reductase subunit RNR3
Exons: 1
Coding region: 1-2646 (881 amino acids)
Biological process (GO): deoxyribonucleotide biosynthetic process; DNA replication
Cellular component (GO): ribonucleoside-diphosphate reductase complex
Molecular function (GO): ribonucleoside-diphosphate reductase activity, thioredoxin disulfide as acceptor; ATP binding
Source: RefSeq, a predicted model, not a curated record
AUGUUUGUUUAUAAAAGAGAUGGUCAUAAAGAGCCAGUUAGGUUUGACAAGAUUACGGCACGUAUUUCACGUUUAUGCUAUGGUUUAGAUCCUGCACAUAUUGAUGCGGUUAAGAUCACACAACGUAUUAUCUCUGGUGUAUAUGAAGGUGUUACGACGGUUGAGUUGGAUAACCUGGCGGCCGAGACAUGUGCUUAUAUGACGACUGUGCACCCUGAUUACGCUACGUUAGCUGCUAGAAUUGCCAUUUCGAAUCUUCACAAGCAAACGACGAAGCAAUUUUCACAAGUAGUAUCAGAUCUAUUCCAUUAUGUGAACCCAAAGAACGGCGUGCAUUCUCCUAUGAUAUCGAACGAAGUCUACGAUAUUAUAAUGGAAAACAAGGAUGAGCUAAAUUCUGCCAUUGUCUACGAUCGAGAUUUUCAAUUCAAUUAUUUUGGUUUCAAGACGCUAGAACGUUCGUAUCUGCUGAGAAUCAAUGGUGAAGUGGCAGAACGUCCUCAACAUUUGAUCAUGAGAGUAGCCGUCGGUAUUCACGGCUCUGAUAUUAAAUCAGCUAUCGAGACUUAUAACCUAAUGUCGCUAAGAUACUUCAUUCAUGCAUCUCCAACUCUUUUCAAUGCCGGAACUCCGCACCCACAGAUGUCUUCUUGUUUCUUGGUUGCUAUGAAAGAUGAUUCGAUUGAGGGUAUCUAUGAUACUUUAAAAGAAUGUGCUAUGAUUUCAAAAACUGCUGGUGGUAUUGGUCUUCACAUUCAUAAUAUUCGUUCUACUGGCUCCUAUAUCGCUGGUACAAACGGUACUUCAAAUGGGUUGAUACCAAUGAUUCGUGUCUUCAAUAACACAGCACGUUAUGUUGAUCAAGGUGGUAACAAAAGGCCAGGUGCCUUUGCACUAUAUCUAGAACCAUGGCACGCUGAUAUCUUCGAUUUCGUCGAUAUUCGUAAAAAUCAUGGGAAAGAAGAAAUUCGUGCAAGAGAUCUAUUUCCAGCACUUUGGAUUCCAGAUUUAUUCAUGAAACGUGUUCAAGAAAAUGGCGAUUGGACUCUGUUCUCACCCAGUGAAGCUCCUGGUUUAGCUGAUGUCUAUGGCGAUGAGUUUGAAGCAUUGUAUGUGCGUUACGUUUCUGAAGGUCGUGGUAGAAAAACGAUUAAAGCUCAGAAAUUAUGGUAUGCAAUCUUGGAAGCCCAAACAGAAACUGGUACACCAUUCAUGCUGUACAAGGACGCAUGUAAUGAAAAGAGUAAUCAAAAGAAUUUAGGUACUAUCAAAUCUUCAAACUUGUGCUGUGAAAUUGUUGAAUAUUCUGCUCCAGAUGAAACAGCGGUUUGUAAUUUAGCAUCUAUUGCAUUACCAUCCUGUGUUCAGGUUUCUGAAAAUGGAAAGACUCAAUGGUAUAACUUUGCUAAGCUCCAUGAAAUUGCUAAAGUUAUUACUCGUAACUUGAACAAAGUCAUUGAUCGAAACUACUACCCAGUAAUUGAAGCUAAGAACUCCAACAUGAGACACAGACCUAUUGCUCUUGGUGUUAAUGGUUUGGCAGAUGUUUUCAUGUUGCUGCGUAUACCAUUCGAGUCACCAGAGGCAAAGGAAUUAAACAUGCAUAUUUUUGAAACUAUAUAUCAUGCCUCUUUAGAGGCCUCAUGUGAGCUAGCUGAAAAGGAUGGACCAUAUCAAAGCUAUCAGGGAUCUCCAGUUUCUCAGGGCGUUUUACAGUAUGAUAUGUGGAAUACCAAACCAAGUGACCUAUGGGAUUGGGACACUUUAAAACAACAAAUUAAGAAGCACGGUAUCAGGAACUCUUUGCUAAUGGCACCUAUGCCAACUGCUUCAACGUCCCAAAUUUUAGGGUACAAUGAAUGUUUUGAACCAUUCACGUCAAAUAUGUAUUCUCGUCGUGUCUUAUCCGGUGAGUUCCAAAUUGUCAAUCCAUAUCUGCUACGUGAUUUAGUCGAUCUAGGUAUCUGGGAUGAAAGUAUGAAACAGCAUAUAAUUACUGACAACGGUUCAAUUCAAAACUUGCCAAAUAUUCCUCAGGAAAUCAAAGAUUUGUAUAAAACAGUCUGGGAAAUCUCACAAAAACACAUUAUCGAAAUGGCUGCUGACCGUGCUGCAUUUAUCGAUCAGUCCCAUUCUUUGAACAUCCACAUUCGUGCUCCAACAAUGGGUAAAUUGACGAGUAUGCACUUCUAUGGUUGGAAAAAGGGUUUAAAGACAGGUAUGUACUAUUUGAGAACACAAGCUGCUUCUGCCGCUAUUCAGUUUACCAUUGACAAAUCCGUGGCUGAACUAGCAGGUCAAAAUGCUGUUGAUAUGUCUCAAUUACAACGUCCCAAGUACGUGCCGCAUAAGGUAAACUUAGAAGAUGGAAGUCUAAUGCCAGUUGAUGCAACAGUUAAAGAGACCUCACCGACACCUUCAACUAGCUCGUCAAUUUCUAAUAGCAUCGCAUCUCUAAAGAUUCAAGAUAGUCAGCCUGUCACUCCUAUUGCAUCUAAGCCUCAAUCUGACGUUUCAGGAGGUAAAACAAACAAGGAAUUAUCUGAAGGUGGGAAGGGAGAAGCAAAUGAAUUUGAUAUAUAUAAUUCAAAAGUAAUUGCCUGUGCAAUUGAUAACCCAGAAUCCUGUACUAUGUGUUCAGGUUGA